UGGGGAGAACCUGCCAUAGCUUGUACUUCGUCGGUUCGGCACUAGAUGGCACUGCGCGAAGUUUUAUCUGCUCUUGUUUUGUUCCAGCGACUGGAAACCCAGGCUGGGAUCGAGCGGAAUUCAUUGAAGCUGCAGGCUUUCGUGACGUGUCCCUGAGCGCUCCAUUACUUUGCUCGCUGCCAGCGCUUUAUUGUUCUUGCUCCCCUCCGAUCUUCUUCUUCUUCCUCCUGCUCCCCACCUUCCCUCGUGGUGCCCAUCCGAUGCCUUCGCCAUCCCACUGAACUCUGCCUGGGCGACCAGCGGGCGCCCGCUCAACUCCAGCCCUCUCGCCCGGCUGCGCUUGUGGGGGAAACCCAAAGGGAUCCAGAGGCAGGUGAGCAGCGCGCAGGAUGGGCGCCGCGGAGAGCAGCGCGGGACCGCUGUAGACGCGGAACGCCUCGCCUGCCCUUUCCUUGGAGACGGGCAUUGGCUCGAAAUCGACCUUCCAUCCUCCAGUGAGCGACCAGCCGCCCAAAAAAAGCCACCCACCCGCGCCCACCCUGCUGGAUCCUGGAGGGAGGAAUCAUGAUCGAGUGAGCGAAGCCGUGCGCCGAACAGGAGAAGCUCGAGAGAGGGAGAGAGAGACAGAGAGAUGGCCAAAUUGACAGAGUCAAUGACUAAUGUGCUGGAAGGAGACUCAAUGGAGCAGGACGUGGAGAGCCCUGUUACAAUCCAUCCGCCUAAGUUGCCCAAACAAGCCAGGGAAGAUCUGCCAAAGCACUUAAAAGAAUGUACCAAGAGGAAAAUCCAGAGGUAUGUUAGGAAAGAUGGAAAAUGCAACGUCCACCACGGAAAUGUGAGAGAGACUUAUCGUUACCUGACUGACAUCUUCACAACCUUGGUUGACCUCAAAUGGAGAUUCAACCUUUUUAUUUUUGUCAUGGUUUAUACUGUGACGUGGCUUUUCUUUGGAUUCAUCUGGUGGCUAAUUGCUUACAUCCGAGGAGAUUUGGAGCAUAUAGGGGACAAGAAAUGGACCCCAUGUGUCAGUAACCUCAAUGGGUUUGUUUCCGCCUUUUUAUUCUCCAUAGAGACAGAAACCACCAUUGGGUAUGGUUUUCGGGUCAUCACAGACAAAUGUCCUGAAGGAAUUAUCCUGCUUUUAGUUCAGUCUGUUUUAGGAUCUAUAGUCAAUGCUUUCAUGGUUGGCUGCAUGUUUGUGAAAAUAUCCCAGCCCAAGAAGAGGGCGGAAACCUUGGUGUUUUCUACCAAUGCCGUAAUUUCCAUGCGAGACGGAAAGCUGUGUCUGAUGUUCCGUGUUGGGGACCUUAGAAAUUCACACAUUGUGGAAGCGUCAAUACGAGCCAAGUUGAUCAAGUCAAAACAGACAAAGGAGGGGGAAUUUAUACCACUCAACCAGACAGAUAUUAAUGUAGGUUAUUAUACAGGGGAUGAUCGUCUGUUUUUGGUUUCACCGCUGAUCAUCAGCCAUGAAAUAAAUCAACAGAGUCCAUUCUGGGAGAUUUCCAAAGCUCAACUGCCCAAAGAGGAAUUAGAAAUUGUGGUCAUCCUAGAAGGAAUGGUGGAAGCAACAGGGAUGACGUGUCAAGCCCGAAGUUCCUAUGUUACCAGUGAGAUCCUGUGGGGUUACCGUUUUACACCUGUUCUCACGCUAGAGGACGGAUUUUAUGAAGUUGAUUACAAUAGCUUUCAUGAUACAUAUGAGACCAAUACACCAUCUUAUAGUGCCAAAGAACUGGCAGAGAUGGCCAGCCGUGCAGAAUUACCCCUCACUUGGUCUGUGUCCAGCCAAUUAGACCAGCGUGCCGAAAUGGAUACUGAAGAGGAGACCAAGAACCACGAAGAACAAACUGAAAGGAAUGGUGAUGUGGCCAACUUAGAGAACGAGUCCAAAGUUUAGAACUUAACAGUGGGGACAGACAACCACUAAUCUUCCUUUAAAAGAGGAAAGAGGGAGGACCGAUUAAGGUGUGACAAGCCUCCCUGCCCGUAAGGCAAGCAAAGAUUUGGGUUAAAGCUGCAAUAUCCCUGCAAUGUUGCCAUGUAAUCUCUUAUCCUUGUUCUAUUUUUUCAGCUGGAGAGCUCAGUGUUCACACAUGCAGGUGUGUGGUUUGGGGCUGGUUUCUAAGAUAAAGGGCAGAAGUUUGUUAACCUGGGCCAAAAGCAAAACACAGUGACUGUAAGUGAAGUCUAUUCACAUCCUGAGCUUUAAGUCCAGUUUUUAUAUACUGUAUUCUAAGACAGUUUUGAAUGAGAUGCCUGCAUUGCAGCUUUUAGACCCAAGGAGGUGAAGAGAAAGGUCUGAAAUUCAAUGAGAUACUGUACAUAUGCCUUAUGUAUUUUCUUUCUCUUUCAGUUUAGUAAUAAACCCAGCAUGUACAAAAGUACUGUAGUAAAGAACCUCUAAAUAAUGUACAUACGUGUGUAAUUAAUGUAGGUUUAGAGAUAUAAUUUAGAAAAUAAUGGGAUGCAAAAAACAAAACAAAAACCCAACCACCUAUCAUGAGGAAGGCAGUUCUCUUCUAACACCAGACGUUUAUUAGAGUUUGGCACCCAUUUAUAACUGCCCCAUGAAUGCAUGUCUAUUUCCUCAUUGUACCAGACUGGCAGCUGUUUAGAGUACCUCACUGUUUUCUUAAGCGAUGAUUUAGCUGACUCUAAAAAGCCAUAGGUCUGGGGUGGGGGGGAUAAGGGCAGAAAAAUUACAACACGAUUCCUGAUAAACUGUGAAACUGUUUACAAAACAAUCGUUUUCUUUGUAAUGUUAUAUGGUUAAAAAAAAAACCACUUCUGGUUACUUGGGCAGGACAGGUAGAAUUUAACUGUGGCAGAUUCUUGUCCAAGGCAAGGAUUCCUUUUGUAUGACAUUUGUCUAUCAGAGAUUUUGUGUCGGGCUAUUAACCCUUUAAGUGCAAUACUUUGGGAAACUUUGGUUUUCAAAACCAUUCAGCUAAAAAAAACAAAAAACACCUGUGUAAUUUGCUAUAUCUAUAGCUAUCUAACCUAUAUAAGCCAUGAAAAGUUUUGAAUGUUAUACCAUAGUUCAGCAGAGAACAUUUCCAGCUGAUGUUCUAUCUGAAAAAAACAACUGGACUUCAGCUGGAUUUCAUUAUUGUAAUAGGUACUUCAUAUGUCUUGAAUACUCCCUGCAAAGAUCUGCCAGCAUGUCAGCCUUGCACAUGUGUCGUUUCUGUGAUGUCAAUGAGCACAAUCUGUAGGCCUCAUUCUGCCAUCUUUACUUAUAAUGAGUAGUGCCUUAAGUGCUUUCCAGUGUUACAUUCUCCCAGUGGUUGACAACUGCAAAUGAGUAGAUACAACAGCUAUACAGCAUCCCUGACCCAACUGCCACCAGUUCAUGCAUUCAAAGCUGAAUUAUCUCCUGAGGAAAUAGGUUUGGGAUUGUUUUGGUCCUCAUCACUUACUUACUUACUUACUUACUUACUUACUUACUUACUUACUUACUUGUUUGCUGCCCAUCUGACUGGUUUGCCCCAGCCACACUGGGCAAUUCCCAACAAAAAAACGAGUAAAAACACCAGUGUAAUGCAUAGCAAGCAGUAUCAUACAGUACUGUGUUCAUCUUCAUGGCUCAGAUCAGCAUUUUAGCUAUGACAAAAACAAAACAACAAAACAGAAGAGGUCUUUAUUCUGUUCCCAUAGUAUUUUCUUGAAGAAGAAAAAUUUGCAAAGAUUUUCCACCAAAAAGCUUUCAGGCUAUCAUGUAGGGAAUAGACCUAAUAAAAUGUUUAGCUACUUAUCCAUGGAUUCAUGGCUAAGAGAGCAAUCCACUGUGGCAAGCCAUUAAUAUACUACCAGAUAAGAACAUUGUAACAUAGACAUAGACAUUGAUUUAAUCAUUGGGCAGCCCCACCCCCAAAGUUCUUUAUUAUUGUUUGGUCAUUAAGAAAACUUACCAAGUACUAGCUUGGCACCCAAAUCCCAAUUAAAUAUGGAUAGCCAUAGCAUCACACACCAACAUUAUCAGAACGGCAUGUUCAGGAAACUACUUCAAACAUUUACAUGGCAAGCGUGUUACAUCAAUCCAUAUGUAUGUCAGGUGGAAUUAGCCUUUUACAUUUAUUAUUCAUUAAUGCAUUAAUACUAAUCCUAUUCUAACCAUUUAUGCCUUGCCCUCACCAUAAGUAGACCUUGAGUACUGCAGGGUGGCUGAGCAUUUUUGCAUGGCAACUUAACGGCCAGGUCCACACAUCACAGUAAACCAUAGUCUGAACCAAACAACGACUUACCAUGAAUAAGUAGUGU
Molecule: messenger RNA, 4263 nt
Organism: Podarcis raffonei (Aeolian wall lizard)
Lineage: Eukaryota; Metazoa; Chordata; Lepidosauria; Squamata; Lacertidae
Gene: KCNJ6
Product: potassium inwardly rectifying channel subfamily J member 6
Exons: 4
Coding region: 632-1900 (422 amino acids)
Biological process (GO): potassium ion import across plasma membrane; regulation of monoatomic ion transmembrane transport
Cellular component (GO): plasma membrane
Molecular function (GO): G-protein activated inward rectifier potassium channel activity
Source: RefSeq, a predicted model, not a curated record